Guillardia theta CCMP2712 is the source of this 1386-nucleotide messenger RNA. RefSeq lists its product as hypothetical. The transcript has 11 exons. The coding region runs from base 1 to 1386 and encodes 461 amino acids. Gene Ontology annotation, molecular function: transmembrane transporter activity. NCBI's taxonomy places the organism in Eukaryota, Cryptophyceae, Pyrenomonadales, Geminigeraceae. Gene Ontology annotation, biological process: transmembrane transport. The record is from RefSeq and is a predicted model, not a curated record.
AUGGUGGUGAACCAGGAGCAGAAGAGGGAGAAGACGCAUGACAACCAGCAGCAGCGAGCAGCUCCCUUGGGGAUCAGGAUAUUCGAAAGCCUCUUCCCAGGAAGAUGGUAUGGUCAUGCCGUCCUUGCCUCUUGCAUUCCCAUCUUUCUCUCUGCCAACCCGGGGCAGAGCUUCUUUCUCGGGCUCUACACAGAGUAUCUUGUGCAAGAUUUCGGUGUAUCGCGCGAGACUGUCUCUGCCCUGUUCUUCUUCUCCCUGGCGGGAAGCUCUGUCUAUCUACAGCUGAUCGGGCGGGUAGUCGAUAGGAUAGGAACCAGAGCAACGGUCAAGCUCGGGCUGCUUCCCUUCUGCAUGUCGCUGCUGGUUAUGUCGCAGUCCCGGAAUUUCUACCUUACAUGCCUCUCGUACGUUGGGAUGCGCAUGCUGGGCCCGGAGACUGUGGCCUUCUCAGCUAUGGUGACUGUGAACAGAUGGUUCCGCAAGCUGAGAGGGAGGGCAGCAGCAGGGCUCCAGAUAGCGCUGGCGCUACAAUUGCAACUUGCUGCUGUUGUGAAUGUGCUGAUGCAGCAGUAUGGAUGGAGGGAGGUCACGAUGCUGUGCACGCUCGUCGUCCUUCUGCUGGACCUCCCUGCCCUGCUCUUCCUGCAGAAUUCACCGGAAGAAGUCGGGUUGCUCCCCGACGGGCUCAAGCACGAGGGCGACAGUCUCGAAGAGGCAGAGGGAGGGAAGGAGGAGGAGCGCGAGAUUAACUUCACCUUCUGGGAAGCCAUUCGAACCUACCAGUGCUGGUUCAUCAUCGCCGUGGCCUUCACCUUGGGGUCUGGGUGGGGGGGCAUGAACGUUCACUUGCAAGCCUUCUGCGCAGAGCGGGGGAUGCUCCCUUCGAGCACGUCGCUGAUUUACUCUGCGGUCGGACUGUUCGUUCCAGCAGGAGCAGUGAUCACCGGAGGCCUGCUAGACGGUGUGAGCAACAACAACGACAAGCUGCGGAGAUGCUCCGUGAUAAUAGCUAUCUUCAUGUCCAACUCCGCCAUGGCGUUCUCUUUUGGAGUGUUCACGGGGUUGUUUGUGGGAGGCAACCAGGUGAUGGGGAUUACCAUCUUUGCGUCAUUGUAUGGAAGGGCGCAUGUUGGUAGCAUGCAGGCACUCUUGGCUGCUGCAGGCCUCCUGGGGGUAGCGAUUGGGCCUGUCUUCUUCGCAAUAACACAUUCAGUGUGGAAAUCAUUCAACCCGAUAUUGAUUGCAACGGCAAGCACACAACUCUUCUUAUGCGCCAUGUUCUUCUUCAUCGCAGCUCCCAGGAAGGAAGGUGGAGGAUGCGAUGAGGGGAACCCUGGAGACAAUGCUCAUCCUCUAGCGGAGAAGGAUGAGCUCGAUGGGGUGUAG